Molecule: messenger RNA, 5461 nt
Organism: Drosophila biarmipes
Lineage: Eukaryota; Metazoa; Arthropoda; Insecta; Diptera; Drosophilidae
Gene: Sos
Product: protein son of sevenless
Exons: 7
Coding region: 295-5040 (1581 amino acids)
Biological process (GO): Ras protein signal transduction; positive regulation of GTPase activity
Cellular component (GO): plasma membrane
Molecular function (GO): guanyl-nucleotide exchange factor activity; protein heterodimerization activity
Source: RefSeq, a predicted model, not a curated record
AAUUCCACACUGAAGAAGAUACAUAUUCUGAUCUGAAAACAAGUGCUUAAAACAGCAAAUUGCAAACGAACGGCUGCCGAGCCGAAAAAGAGCAUAGAACGCGUCUCGAGUGUGUGCGAUUGAGUGUGUGACUGCCAUGCGAGGCUCGCCCGGGUGAUCCGGCUGUGCCAGGUGCCGAGGUUCCAGGUUCCGCUCCACUCCACUCCACUCGUCGCUCGACCAAUACAAACAACGGGCGGGGAGGCGGGGGCAAGGCGGCCAACGAAGGUGCUCCACUGUUCCACGGCGCACAGGAUGUUCUCGGGACCCAGCGGCCAUGCCCACACCAUUAGCUACGGGGGCGGGAUCGGUCUGGGCGGCGGAGCCAGCGGAGGUGCUGGCUCCCACGGCGGAAGCGGAGGUGCUGGCAUCGGCGGAGGGGGCGUGGCUGGGCUGCAGGACUGCGAUGGCUAUGACUUCACCAAGUGCGAGAACGCGGCCAGGUGGAGGGGAUUGUUUACGCCCUCGCUGAAGAAGGUGCUCGAGCAAGUGCAUCCACGGGUAACCGCCAAGGAGGAUGCCCUGCUGUAUGUGGAGAAACUCUGCCUCCGGCUGCUGGCCAUGCUGUGCGCCAAGCCGCUGCCUCACUCCGUCCAGGAUGUGGAGGAGAAGGUCAACAAGUCCUUCCCGGCGCCCAUCGACCAGUGGGCCCUCAAUGAGGCCAAGGAGGUGAUCAACUCGAAGAAACGCAAGUCGGUCCUGCCCACGGAACGUGUGCACACGCUGCUCCAGAAGGAUGUGCUGCAGUACAAGAUCGACAGCUCCGUGUCCGCCUUCUUGGUGGCCGUGCUCGAGUACAUCUCCGCCGACAUCCUCAAGAUGGCCGGCGACUAUGUGAUCAAGAUCGCCCACUGCGAGAUUACCAAGGAGGACAUCGAGGUGGUGAUGAACGCCGACCGCGUUCUGAUGGACAUGCUCAACCAGAGCGAGGCCCACAUCCUGCCAAGCCCGCUGUCACUGCCCGCCCAAAGGGCGAGUGCCACCUACGAGGAGACGGUCAAGGAGCUGAUCCACGACGAGAAGCAGUACCAACGCGACCUGCACAUGAUCAUACGCGUCUUUCGCGAGGAGCUGGUGAAGAUUGUGUCGGAUCCACGGGAACUGGAACCGAUUUUCUCCAACAUCAUGGAUAUUUACGAGGUGACGGUGACUCUGCUCGGCUCCCUCGAGGACGUGAUUGAGAUGUCCCAGGAGCAGAGUGCCCCCUGCGUGGGCAGCUGCUUUGAGGAACUGGCCGAGGCCGAGGAGUUCGACGUGUACAAGAAGUACGCUCAUGAUGUUACUUCACAGGCCGCCUGGGAUGCCCUCAGCAACCUCCUUUCCAAGCCAGGGGCCUCAUCCCUGACAACGGCUGGCCACGGCUUCCGCGAUGCUGUGAAGUACUAUCUGCCCAAGCUGCUCCUGGUGCCCAUUUGCCAUGCCUUCGUUUAUUUUGACUACAUUAAGCAUCUCAAGGAUCUCAGCUCGUCGCAGGACGACAUCGAGAGCUUCGAACAGGUCCAGGGCUUGUUGCAUCCACUGCACUGCGAUCUCGAGAAGGUCAUGGCGAACCUUUCCAAGGACCGACUGGUCCCCGUCAGCGGCCGAGUUCGCCGCCAACUGGCCAUCGAGCGGACGCGGGAGCUGCAAAUGAAAGUGGAGCACUGGGAGGACAAGGACGUGGGUCAAAACUGCAAUGAAUUUAUUCGCGAGGAUUCGCUGAGCAAGCUGGGUUCGGGCAAACGAAUCUGGAGCGAGCGCAAGGUAUUCCUCUUCGACGGUCUCAUGGUGCUGUGCAAGGCAAACACCAAGAAGCAAACACCAUCGGCAGGAGCAACGGCCUACGACUACCGCCUGAAGGAGAAGUACUUUAUGCGGCGCGUUGAUAUCAACGACCGGCCGGACAGCGACGAUCUGAAGAACAGCUUCGAGCUGGUUUCCAGGAUGCAGCCGCCCAUUGUUCUGACGGCCAAGAAUGCUCAGCACAAGCACGAUUGGAUGGCGGACCUGCUGAUGGUGAUCACAAAGUCGAUGCUAGACCGACAUUUAGACAGCAUAUUGCAAGACAUCGAGCGCAAGCACCCGCUGCGCAUGCCCAGCCCGGAGAUCUACAAGUUUGCGGUGCCGGACAGCGGGGACAAUAUCGUUUUGGAGGAGCGCGAAAGCGCAGGAGUACCGAUGAUCAAGGGGGCGACGCUGUGCAAACUGAUUGAGCGCCUAACCUAUCACAUCUACGCCGAUCCGACCUUCGUGCGCACCUUCCUCACCACAUAUCGUUACUUCUGCUCGCCCCAGCAACUGCUGCAGCUGCUGGUGGAACGCUUUAACAUACCGGAUCCUAGCUUGGUCUAUCAGGACACCGGCGCGACAGGUGCCGGAGGAAUCGGCGGCGUUGGCGGUGACAAAGAGCACAAGAACACGCAUCGCGAGGACUGGAAGCGCUACCGCAAGGAGUACGUGCAACCAGUGCAGUUCCGAGUGCUCAAUGUGCUGCGUCAUUGGGUGGAUCAUCAUUUCUACGAUUUCGAGAAGGAUCCCAUGCUUCUGGAGAAGCUGCUCAACUUUCUGGAGCACGUGAAUGGCAAAUCGAUGCGCAAGUGGGUGGAUUCGGUGCUAAAGAUUGUUCAGAGAAAGAACGAACAGGAGAAAAGCAAUAAGAAGAUUGUAUACGCCUAUGGCCACGAUCCGCCGCCCAUUGAGCAUCACCUGAGUGUCCCCAAUGACGAGAUUACGCUCCUCACCCUGCACCCACUGGAGCUGGCACGCCAGCUCACCUUGCUGGAGUUCGAGAUGUACAAGAAUGUGAAACCCUCGGAGCUUGUCGGUUCGCCCUGGACGAAAAAGGACAAGGAGGUGAAGAGCCCAAAUUUACUGAAAAUCAUGAAGCACACCACAAACGUGACCCGCUGGAUUGAGAAAUCCAUUACCGAGGCGGAGAACUACGAGGAGCGUCUGGCAAUCAUGCAAAGAGCCAUCGAAGUGAUGAUGGUGAUGCUGGAAUUGAACAACUUUAAUGGUAUCCUGUCGAUUGUUGCGGCGAUGGGCACGGCAUCAGUGUAUCGACUACGGUGGACAUUCCAGGGUCUACCAGAGCGCUACAGAAAAUUCCUGGAAGAAUGCCGCGAACUAAGUGACGAUCAUCUUAAAAAGUAUCAGGAACGAUUGCGAUCUAUCAAUCCGCCUUGUGUGCCAUUUUUUGGUCGCUACUUGACCAACAUACUACACUUGGAAGAGGGUAAUCCAGACCUGCUGGCCAACACGGAGCUAAUCAACUUCUCAAAACGACGGAAAGUGGCCGAGAUUAUUGGCGAAAUCCAACAGUACCAGAACCAGCCAUACUGCCUCAACGAGGAGUCCACCAUUCGACAAUUCUUUGAGCAACUGGAUCCGUUCAACGGCAUGUCCGAUAAGCAGAUGUCUGACUAUCUCUAUAACGAAAGCCUGCGCAUUGAGCCUAGGGGCUGCAAGACGGUACCCAAAUUUCCCCGCAAAUGGCCGCACAUUCCGCUCAAAUCGCCGGGCAUCAAACCGCGUCGCCAGAAUCAGACCAACAGCAGCAGCAAGGUGUCCAACAACACCUCGUCAGCCGCGGCGGCAGCAUCGUCGACGGCCACCACAAUAGCCACAGCUGCUGCUCCAUCUGCGCACCCGGCCAGCACAGUGGAUCCGUUGACAGCGACGUCUGGAAGUCUGGCCGGCGAACAAAGUCCGCAGCACAAUCCGCACGCGUUCUCCGUCUUCGCCCCUGUCAUCAUUCCCGGAAGGAAUACUAGCAGCUGGAGUGGAACGCCACAGCACACUCGCACGGAUCAGAGCAACGGGGAGGUUUCGGUGCCGGCGCCACAUCUCCCUCGGAAACCGGGCGCACAUGUUUGGGCAAACAACGCGGCACUGGCCAAUGCGUCAACGAUGGAUGUGUUCAGUCCAGCGCUGCCCGAGCACCUUCCGCCUCAGUCGCUUCCGGACAGCAAUCCAUUUAGCAUGUCGGACACGGAUGCCCCACCCUCGCCGCUGCCCAAGCUAGUGGUCAGUCCGCGACAUGAGACCGGCAGUCGAUCACCAUUCCAUGGGCGACCGCAGUACAGCCCGACGCAUAGCAUUGCCAGUACGGUGACUCUCACGGGGAUGGCUGGAGCGGCUAUGACCGGGGAGGAGUUCUGCUCGGGCGGUUUCUACUUCAACAGCGCCCACCAGGGACAACCUGCGGCAGUGCCCAUCUCGCCGCAUGUCAACGUCCCGACGGCCUCCAACCUGGAGUACCGAGCAGUGCCGCCACCACUGCCACCGCGACGCAAGGAGCGUACGGAGAGCUGUGCGGACAUGGCGCAAAAGCGACAGGCGCCGGACGCACCAACACUACCCCCGCGUGAUGGCGAACUCAGUCCGCCCCCUAUACCGCCACGGCUCAACCAUUCCAUGGGCAUGAGCUACUUGCGCCACAGCCACGGCAAGAGCAAGGAGUUUGUGGGCAAGAGCAGUCUGCUCCUGCCCAACACCAGCAGUAUUAUGAUACGCCGCAACUCGGCGAUCGAGAAGCGGGCAGCGGCAGUUACCCAGCAGCCGGAGCCGGCGACGGGUGGUUCCAUUAGCACAACGCUAGUGACAGUGUCGCAGGCGGUGCCAACUGAUGAACAGCCGCCGCAAUCGAUCUCGCCCGCUGCUAGCUCCUCGACGACCACAUCACCGCUGACACCCGCCACGCCCAUGUCCCCGAACAUUCCCAGCCAUCCGGUGGAGAGCACGUCGAGCAGCUAUGCCCACCAACUGCGAAUGCGGCAGCAGCAGACGCAUCCGGCGAUCUACUCGCAGCACCAUCAUGCUCCCCAUCUGCCGCACCAUCACCACCAGCACCAGCAUUCGAAUCCGACGCAAUCGCGCUCGUCCCCGAAGGAGUUCUUUCCGAUUGCCACGAGCCUCGAGGGCACGCCCAAACUUCCACCAAAACCUAGUCUAAGCGCUAACUUCUACAACAAUCCAGAUAAAGGUACGAUGUUUCUUUACCCAAGUACAAACCAAGAAUAAUUUAAAUUGCCUGGCGAUGUGAUAGGACAAACAACUACGAGUAUGAUCCGUAAGAUUCAGAGUUGAGAGUACUGCCGGCGUGCAGAGAUAUAUGAGGGGAGCGUGAGAUAUAGACGUAGGCACAGUUUAUGUAUUCUAGUUGGCAUACAUAUGCCUAUUUGGACCGAGUUGGAUCUGAUGAAUUUUAUUAUUCGAAACUGAUUAAGGAAGGUAAAACGAGGCAGAACACACACUCUCAUUUACACACAGGAAGCACAGCAUAUACAUACACGCGAAUGCAGACACACAGAAACCAACAAGAAAUGCAAAAGAGAAAUUAUGUUAUUAUAUAAUUACUAUUAUAAAUAUUUGUAAAUAUCGAGAACAUUGUAUUGAUCGUAGAACGUAAAACAAUAAAAUAUAACCCUAUUGUUAGACAGUC